GGGGCAGUCAAUCAUUCUCUCUGUGUGAUUCCCCUUUCUUGAGAGAGAGAAAACGGAGAAACGAUCCGGCGAUGGACGGCGCCGACAAGGUCAGGCCCGGAGCUACGGCGUCGGAGCCUAUCAAUCCCGGCCCCGAGCUUGGCAACAAGCACUCCAAGGUCAGAGAGGAAGGCGAACUAUCUUCCGACGAUGAAGACGUACCGAUUCUUCCGCCUCCUCAGCAGGAUCCCGUCUGCUCUGUCUCGCAGUGCACUAGUACCGUUGCACCUUCAGGACCAGCUCCUGUUCGUCCAGCAAACCAAUGCAGCCAAGACAUCCAAGUUGGGAAGGCUGUUUCAGCAAAUAGUCCUCCAGGCAAUGUUGUUGAUAUUCAGUCUCGUGCUCCUAUACAGCCUAUUGCUCAAAAGUCUUUUGAUAAGGGUCGGAUAACAUCAAAAACUAAUACCCCUGGAUGGUGUCCCCACGUGGGAGCCAAUGAUAAUCUUGUGAUACGCUUCUCGGAUGAUGACAGUGGCAGUGAUUCUGAAGGAUGCAUAAAAGAAAAAGCUACUGAAACGAAAAGUAACAUGACUGGAGUGGUUGGCAAUCGAAAGCCUCCUCCUCCUUCACAGUCAAAGUUGAACAAGAAGACUACCACCAGCGCUGUGAGCAAAACUAUGCCGAAAAGGUUGUCUUUAAAUCGAACGUUUAUUUCAGCAAUCGCAAAAACACCAGGACCCAAUUUUAUUAGUGCUGGAGCCUCGUCAGCUGAGCAAGGAAAUCGAGUUAGAAAAUUUAAUUCUCUUAGCAAAAAUUUACAAAGCCGAGAAUGUGGAUAUGAUCAAGGUAUGAAUUUGAACGUCAGUAAGCUUCAGGACUUGCGGCAGCAGAUUGCACUUCGGGAAAGUGAAUUGAAGCUUAAGUCUGCACAGCGAAGUAAGGAAUCAGCUUCAUUUAGGGAUGAUAAUGCUCUAACUGUGCAUAGUGAUGCAACUAGAAAGCUUGGUGCAACCUCUGCCAAAAGUUCACAAAUAGAACCAAAAGAGCCAGACAAGAAACGUGCAAAAGUUAGUGGAUCUUAUUCAACCCAGCUGAAUGCAGUUGUCCCAAAAGAAGCUGGGGGUGGUAAAUCUAUUUUAUUAUUGAAAGAACCAGCAAUGCAGAAUAAUAAUGUACUUGACACAAUUAAAUUUGAUCAUGGACACAAGGGAGUUUCUUUGGGUAGAAUAGAGUCGAGUAUUGUCAAAUGGAAGAAGCAAAAUGAAAAACAAAAAGCUGGCCUGUCAGAAAAUACUCUUGUUGGAAUGAACAAUGGUGCUAAGGUCAUCACUAAUUGCACUCAAUCUGAUGGGAGUAGUAGGCAACGGGAUCCAGAUCCUGCUGUCAUGUUAAACUGUUCUACAUCACCAACAAAUAACAAUGUGGAAUUGAAUCCAAGUAAAGCGAGUUGCCACAAAGAACCUAGUUCUAUCUUGAACAGAGAAACUCGUGGAAAAGAUAUAGCAAGAGCCAGCCAUCCUAACAUUUUACCUAAUGACAAGACAUUUGAGACUACAUCUGAUAAUAUAUAUCAGGCACCCUUUAGCAACGAAAGCCUCUGGACUUGUUUGAGUAAUGCAAAUGUGUCAGGGGGUAGCAACAUGAAUAUACAGUCGUUGGUUGAAAUGGAGGAAUCACUGGACAAGGAUCUUGAGGAAGCACAAGAGCACAGGCGCAUAUGUGAAAUUGAAGAAAGAAAUGUUUUUAAAGCUUAUCGUAAAGCCCAGAGGGCUCUGGCCGAAGCUAAUACUAGAUGUACUAAUCUAUAUCGCAAAAGGGAAUUAUACUCUGCCCACUUGCGAUCUUUUACCCUGGACAAUUCAAGUUUAUUAUGCCCCUCAAGGCAAAAUGAGAAAGGUGGCAUUGAGUUGGAUUACUCAAAUGAUGCCUCGGAAAAUAUGUUUCUAAUACAAUCUAGCCAUCAGUUACAGUCUGGGUAUGAUGUUCUUAGUCCACGAGGGGUUGGUUCAAAUUUUCAAUAUCUCAACAAUGUUCCAGUUCAAACAUCAUAUAGACAUGUGCAUGGACAAAAUGUGGGGUCAGAACCCUGCAGUGAACCAGAUGCUAGUACAUCUGAGACAUUGUCCCAUAAGGGUAAAGCUACUGCUGAUGGAGUUCGUUCUCCGUUGAAUGAUCAAAACAUUUCAGCAGAUGAAGAUGACGAGAUGGUUUCACUUGAACAGGACACCAUUCAACCCAGUGGUGAGUGUCAUGGAAAAAACCCAAAGUUUGAUGAUGACGAGAAGGAUGUAAAUAAAGUAAGAAGCAGAAACUUGACGAUUGAUAGCUCCCACGGAUAUUUUAUUGAAGCAACAUUAAGGUCUGAACUACUUGCAAGGCUAGGAACAAAUGGUUUGUCAAAGAAUUGUGAAAAUUAUGCCAGCAAAGAGAAAACCCAUACAAGCUUAUUGAGUUUUCCGUCCUCUAUUGCAGAUAAAAGUGAACAAUCUGAUCGUGGAGGCCCUGUUAGACGAGAGAUUAGGGACUCCGAGGUCCCUAUGGAAAUUCAGCAGGGCUGCUAUAUCGAAAAUGCUCACUCUUUUGAUAAUUUUGAGGACAAUAGAUUUUUCAACAAAGAAGGUUCUUGCGUAUUAAUCUCAGAGAUUUCAGCUCCUAACAUCUUUAGGAGUGCCUUUGGUCAUUUAAAGAUUUCAUUCCCAUUGACUUUAACGCAAUGGCUUGCUAGAAAUCAACAAAAGUACACCAGUGGUACUAGACACAAUGAAGAGGGCUGUGUCGGCCCUGAAAAAGUCCAGUGGAACAAUACUAAACCAGACUCAACAUAUGAGACUAAACCAGACUCGACAUGUGAGACUGUUGCGGAAUUAUAUGCAAGAGGAAAUGGCCCUUAUACUUGUGAUAUUGCAAUUGAUCCAUUUCGGCCACUUUGCAUGUAUGAGCUUCGAGGAAAGUGCAACAAUGAUGAAUGUCCUUGGCAGCAUGUUCGAGACAACCUUAAUAGAACUGUGUCUCAUGAUAAGCGUGGUGAUUCUGAUAAUAAUGCAAAAAAUCCCAAGUGCCAUGACGUUAUGAUCUCACCAACAUAUCUAAUAGGCUUAGAUACUCUGAAAGCUGAUUUGCAUUCAUACAAGUCUGUUCUAGCAUGGAGAAACGAUCGAUGUUGGCAGAAGUGCUUCAGUCUUUCCUUGACACUAUCAAAUUUGUCUCAAAAGGAUUUGCCUGGAUAUGGGCCACUCUUGCAUGGUAGUGAUGGUCGGAUAGAGGUUGAAGGGAGUUGGAGUAGAACGUCAUCUUAUUUUAUGAGUAGAAGUGGCAUAGUGAAUCAACUCACACAAUCUUUGGCUGACUAUGAGCAAGCCCUGGAAAUCGCUGUCAUAAUAUUCAAUCAGGCAGUUGACAAACUUGAGGGUAUGAAAAAGGCUCUUGCUGUUAUAUCUCGAGCUCUUGAGGAUGAUCCAGCUUCUGUAUUUCUCUGGAUACUUUAUCUUCUCAUUUACCAUAGCACUGUGGAUUCUGUAGGGAAGGAUGACAUGUUCUUUUAUGCGGUCAAAUACAAUGCAGGAUCUUAUGAGCUCUGGUUAAUGUAUAUCAACAGCCGCAUGCAUCUUCAUGAUCGGUUGGCUACAUAUGACGCAGCACUCUCAGCGCUUUGCCACAAUGCUUCUGCUUCUGAGUGGGAUGGGGUGCAUACUAGCGCCUGCAUCUUGGAUCUGUUUUUGCAAAUGAUAGAUUGCCUAUGCAUGUCUGGAAAUGUUGAAAAGGCUAUUCAGAAAAUAUUUGAAUUCUCUGCUGCAGACAAAAAUUCUCAUGAGCGUCUACUGUUGCUCUCUGAUAUACAUUCAUGCCUGAAAAUUUCUGAUAAAUGCAUAUUCUGGGUUUGUAGUGUGUACUUGGUUAUUUAUAGGAAACUACCAGAAGCUGUAGUAAGGCAAUUUGAAUGCGAGAAACUACUCUUGGAAAUUGAAUGGCCUUCGAUUCUUUUACCAGAUGAUGAGAAGCAGAUGGCUGUUAAGCUGAUGGAAAAAGGAGCAGUUUCUGUUGCUUCAUUGAUGAAAAUUGAAUCACUUAGAAGUGACGAUACUAACGUAAAAUCAGCACAACUUUUUGCCGUCAGCCACAUAAGGUGCAUGGCUGCACUAGGCAGUUUGGAAUAUUGUGGAAAUUUGUUGGAUAGAUAUCUUGGACUAUAUCCAUUCUGCUUAGAGCUUGUUUUAAUAUCAACUCGAGCUCAUAAACAAGAAUUCAGGGAUCUGAGUGUGGGUUUCGAGGAAAUCCUUAUUAACUGGCCAAAAGAAGUCCCAGGAAUUCAGUGUGUUUGGAAUCAGUAUGCUCAAUGUGCUCUCCAGAAUGGAGGACGUGAGUUUGGAAAAGAACUCCUGGACCGUUGGUUUCACUCUGUUUGGAAAGUCCAUUAUCACCAAAAUGGUGUACUGCCUGGCGUGGAUAGUGAGAACAAAGAUGGGUUGCCAGAAUCAGCUUCAGAUUCAAUUUUGGAAAUUUCUCCAGGUCUUGAUAAAAUUGAUGAAAUGUUUGGAUUUCUUAACCUCUCUCUUUAUAAAUUAUGGCAAAAUGAUCACGUCGCAGCUCGCAUAGCUGCUGAGAAGGCAUUGAAGACUGCUAUUCCCAAAUAUUUUAAGUACUGCUUUAGAGAGCAUGCCACGUUAUGUCUCACUGGUGAAUCAGUACUUAAGGAGCCUGCUUCUAUCAGUGGUAUGGAGAACAUUUUGGAGCAUUACAUAGGUGUUUUGCAGGAUUUCCCUGUCCCCGAGCCUUUGCCUAGAAAAUUUAUUAACAACAUCAAGAAACCAAGAGUCCAACAACUAAUUAAUAACAUGUUCAGUCCAGUUUCAUCUGAUUUUUUUCUGGUAAACUUGGUUCUUGAGGUGUGGUUCGGACCAUCUCUUUUACCUGAAGAAUUCACUGAACCAAAGCAUUUGGUGGAUUUUGUUGAAGGUAUGUUGGAUAUAUGUCCAUCUAACUAUGUGUUAGCUAUGUCUGUCUGUAAACUGUUCAGAAAGCGUGACGAGUCUACUCAUUUUACUUCUGUGAGUAUGUGCUUCUGGGCAAGCUCAAACCUAGUUAAUACAAUUCUUCAUGCCAUCCCAAUUCCACCAGAGUGCGUAUGGGUAGAAGCUGCGACCAUCUUGGGCAAAGUCAAGGGUGUUGAGGUCCUUUCACAGAGGUUUUAUGGAAGAGCGUUAUUGGCAUAUCCAUUUUCUGUCAAGCUGUGGAAAUCCUAUCAGCUCCUUUAUGGGAAUACCGAAAAAACUAAAGCUAUUGCAGAAGCAGCUAAAGCAAAGGGUAUAGAUCUUGAUUGAAGCUUCGUUAUUUGAGGUGAGUAGCCAGUCCGGUAGGAUUCGCAUUUGCUCAAGAUUAUGAGGCCUCAAGUCAUCGAUGAUAUCGCAGUGCACAUCCUUGGCAAGUUCCAUUUUCUUGUUUUUAUUUGCUAACAAAGGGUUACGAACUUUAGUUUUGAGUGUAGGAACUACAGAAAGCUUGUACAGGACAGGAAUACACUUAAAAUUGGUUGCAGGUUUUACCAGCUUGUGAAAGACUGACGAAGACGUGUAAGUUGGAGAAGAAUGAUUAGCACUUUUCCCACUUUUUUUGGACAGGAAAGUUCUUUUGGGCCUCAUUUGUCGUUGUUGCCGUCCUCGGGUUUGCUUGAGAAGUUUUGUUUAGAUCGACUGUAAAGCAACUGUGAUUACAUAGGCUAUUGUACUUGAAUCAUAUAGAUGAAAUGAAUAUGGAAUUGUUUUUCUACAUGUAUUAUUCUAGCAAUGUUUUUCAUCAAUCUAGGUAAGAAUCAAGCGGUGGUGCUGAUUGAGUCCUUUCUACGUGGUAGAUUGCUUGUUAUAGG
Molecule: messenger RNA, 5839 nt
Organism: Morus notabilis
Lineage: Eukaryota; Viridiplantae; Streptophyta; Magnoliopsida; Rosales; Moraceae
Exons: 11
Coding region: 72-5297 (1741 amino acids)
Cellular component (GO): nucleus; exosome (RNase complex)
Molecular function (GO): metal ion binding; protein binding
Source: RefSeq, a predicted model, not a curated record